CUCCGUAAUCCUCCCGGUGCUUCCAGCGCUGGGUUUCAGAGAAGUGCGUCUCCUAAUCAGGUCACAUUUCAGCGGGGAUCCAAGCAUCCAUCUCUCUCUCUCUCUUUUCCCCAAGUCCGCGACAUCAGAGAGGGGAGAAGAAAAUAAGCCGUCGCUUUAGGGCAGGCGAGGAAAGAGCCACCACCCGAGAUGAGAGCCCCAGGCUGCUGUCUGGUGCCGCUGCUGCUGGCCAUCGCUUUGGCGGAAGGGGACGGCAAAGGGGGGAAAGAAGGCGAAAACCCCGGCAAUUUUAUGGAGGACGAGCAAUGGCUGUCUUCCAUCUCCCAAUACAGCGGCAAGAUCAAACACUGGAACCGCUUCCGAGACGAUGACUACAUCAAGAGCUGGGAGGAUAAUCAGCCAGUUGAUGAAGGCCUGGACACGACCAAGGAUCCUUGCCAGAAAGUUAAAUGCAGCCGGCACAAGGUGUGCAUUUCCCAGGGCUACCAGCGGGCCAUGUGCAUUAGCCGCAAAAAGCUGGAGCACAGAAUCAAGCAGCCUGCCGUGAAACUCCAUGGAAACAAGGAGAGCUUGUGCAAGCCUUGUCACAUGACCCAGCUGGCAUCUGUCUGUGGCUCUGAUGGACACACUUACAGCUCUGUGUGCAAACUGGAGCAGCAAGCCUGCCUGACCAGCAAACAGCUGACAGUCAAGUGUGAGGGCCAGUGUCCGUGUGCAAGCGAGCAUAAUCCGACCUCCGCCACAGACAUCAAACAAGAGACGUGUACUGGACAAGACCUGGCAGACUUGGGAGAUCGGCUGCGUGACUGGUUCCAGCUCCUGCAUGAGAAUGCCAAGCAGAACAGCUCUGGAAACACAGGGGCCAACCCAGUGACUGUGCUGGACAAGAGCCUGGUGGCCAGUUGCAAAGACUCCAUUGGCUGGAUGUUUUCCAAGCUGGACACCAACAGCGACCUUUUCCUGGAUCAGACAGAGCUGGCAGCUAUCAACCUGGACAAGUAUGAGAUCUGCAUCCGGCCUUUCUUCAACUCCUGCGACACCUAUAAGGAUGGGCGUGUCUCCACUGCGGAGUGGUGCUUCUGUUUCUGGAGAGAGAGUGCGUCAAUACAAGAGCCUCCCUGUCUUGUGGAACUGGAGAGGAUUCAGAUCCAGGAAGCAGCAAAAAAGAAGCCUGGGGUCUUUAUUCCCAGCUGUGAUGAGGACGGGUACUACCGGAAGAUGCAGUGUGACCCAAGCAGUGGGGAGUGUUGGUGCGUUGACCAUCUUGGCAUGGAGUUGACAGGAACACGGAUGCAUGGGAAUCCAGACUGUGAUGACAUUGUUGGAUUCUCGGGGGACUUUGGGAGUGGCGUUGGAUGGGAAGACGAGGAAGAGAAAGAGACCGAGGAAACCGGCGAGGAGGCCGAAGAGGAGGAGGGAGAGGCGGGAGAGGCAGAUGACGGGGGCUACAUCUGGUAGAAGCAACUCAAAGCACAGUUUGGUCAGGAUGCUGGCAGUAGGGCUGGGGGACAGCAGUCAAAACUCAAAGGAGAGGAACAGCUUAACAAGAUGAUCAGGAAACACAGUUGAAUGUAACUAACUACGGCAGAACAUGUUGUGCGAGUGUGUGUGUGUGUGUGUGUGCGCAUGUGUGCCUGCCUGGGUGAGUCCAUUCUCUUUACAUGGCCAUGGGGACGAUCUGCUUUCUCCCAGCUUAGCAGAGAUCAAAGUUGUAGCAAAGCCAAAUGGGAAGGGGAAAGUUCUCUGCACUAUAGGUUCAGGUGGGUUCUUUUUAAAAAUAAUAAUAAUAAUAAUUUAAUUUCUAGAUUGCCAGUGACCCAUUUCAGCUCCUAGCUAGACUUGCAAGGCCCGAGAACUACAUUUGCCUGCCCCCUUCGGAUCUCUAGCUGUGGUACCUAGCAAUAUCCUGAAGUAAUUAAUGCACUGUUAAGAGACAUGUAUCGUGGUACACUAGAUCGCCGCUGGCAUUUUGCAGUCACGCCCUGAAAACAGCCAGGAGAUCUUCCAAGGGUUCCUGAGUCGUCAUUGCAGCAGAAGAGAUGUGAUCACCAGGAUUUGACUGACAGGCCAAGGAUUAGAAGCAGCCCUUCUUCCUUUCAACUAAACGUUAGGUCAAGGACCAUAUCGGAGCAGGACAGGUAGCACAGAUUGAUAGUUCCAAAUGUAGCUCAAUAGCUGUCAUAUCAAGGACUCACCUAGAGGGACCUGCAAGAUCCUGUCUUCCUGGAAUAUUUCCUGUAGAAGGCUGGCCAUCCUACACCUGAGUGAAUAGUUGACUUGUGAUCACCUCCGAUGGGCUCAUGAUUGCCUGAUCAGAGGGCUCUGGGACUGGGGCUUUUUCAAACGUGUCCCAAAUGUAUCUCUAGUUGCUUUCCAUUUAGCUGAUGUGCCUGCUAGAGCUGUGGAAUAAAGGUCUUCCUUGUCAACCCUUGAUGCCCUGAUAGAGAGACAGAGGCAUUCUGACACAAGGAUGCCUGAGAACGGGGGUUAAAGGAAAGGGAAAUAAAACUAUUGAUUGUGGGAGACAAAUGAGCGGGGACACACAGGAUAAGUGAAGACAAAAAGCAGCCCUAGGUAGAAAUGACAUCCCGAUGGUGAAAGGACAACCUUCACCCAUCAGCAGUGAAACAGCCAUCCCAGUAGCUUUGCAUCUGACCGAUCCCAGAUUGGACUGUGUGUUUGCUCUUGGCUGGUUCGUUUCUAGAUAGUCCUGGUGCUCUUUUCCUGUCGGCGGGGUUUUAUGCUUUUCACCCAGGUCGGAUUUAACCACCACGGUAAAUUAAAUUCUCUUUUUAUUUAGAGAGAUACUUUCCCCACUUCCCCCGCAUUCAGACACACUUAGUGCUUUGUGGGCAUGUAUUCUCGCAAGUGUGUGGUUGCGUGCGUUGCGCUGCAGCCAUGGAUGCCCUCAGGUGGCACAAACAAAGGGUGGGUGCUUGUGUGUGGAUGUGUGUGCUUCUGUACGUAGAAAAUGGGGGACAGCCAGCUUGGCUUACAUUGAGCAUCCCAGAGCUUACGCAAACCUGAGCUGCCGGUAGAGCCAUGUAGGCUUGAUAUGCUUCUGCAUCUCCUUAAAAUAUACACAAUAAUAGUGAGAUUUUAGGCGAGCUAUCCUCCCAGUAAGCCCAGCCACAUGCUUGCAGUGGUACCAUAACAGAGAACUCUUAUGUAGCCCAGCUGUGAUAAUAAACGGGCCUUGCUGUGUUUGAAACUCUCUACCUUCUUUCUUGCCCAGGCUUACUCUUUCUAUAUGUCUAUUCUCUCUCUCUCUUUCUCUCUCUCUCUCUCUCUCUCUCACACACACACACACAAUCACACAUGCUCACACAGUUCACAGCCCUCCUGCAUUCCACUAUCCCCCCCCCCCCAGUUCUCCUGAGAGAAGAAUAGAUUAUGACUGAGCGAGACUUGUGUCUGUGUGUCACUUCAGGAAGGGAAUGACCUUCUCAGUUGUGGCCUAUGGGGAUUUCAUUUUCUUUGGGAUUGCAGUUUUCUGUCUCCUGCCCUCCCUUCUGUUUCUGCUGUUAAAGAGUCCGUUUGCAUCCUGUUAAGAUGUACUCAAGCUUUCGGCCUCUGGAAGCCCUGCUUCGAGACUUCCCCCUCGUUUCUCGGUGGUUGCCUUUGGAGCCUUCCUCCUCCUGUUUGCCUCAUGCCUGGGCGUGUCUGAGGCCAGGGUUUGAAUUUCCCAGUUAUGCAUGUUUAAUUACCUGUAAAUACAUUUCUUAAAAUCAAAGAAGCAAAUGUCGCUAACUCCACUGUCCGGAGCAGCAGAAUGAAUUGUUGAAGGAAGAGAAUGGUAGACAGGGACAAGAUCAGCAUCAGGGGGUGUUCUAGCUGCGUUAACAGGUCUUACUAUUCUCCCUUCAGCUUUGAGGACUCUGGCUGAAGACAGGCAAUAGUGUGUGUUCCUCUAUCCCCACCCGCAAGCGUCUAAGGCAGUGUGACAGGACAAAUGGCGGCCUGUGGUGUCGAUGCCCAUCCAAGUCUUGCCUCUGUUCCCAAGGUUCGUAGGUUUUUGUUGUCAAAAGUUAGACCUCAGACCUCAGCUGCUCAUAAACAUAUAUGACCAGAAAGAACAAUGGGACAAAAGGAAUAAUCGUGCGUGCAUGGGAAACGAUGGCUCUGCCGUACCACUUUCAGUGCUUUAGAAACACUCACCACAUUUUACACCUCCAGUUUAAGGUUGGCUCUGCCUGUUCAAGAGACAGCAGUAGGACAAAAGAUGUACACACCCACCAGAGGAAGCAGAACCUCUCUCAAAUCACUUUUCAACUCGCUUUCAACUCUUGUCUGCCUCCAGCCUUAACUUAGAAAAAGCACCCCUUGUUUUGUAAUGCAUUUUCAGUUGGUUCAUAUUGCGCCAUGACACAUUUCCUGGCCAUUGUGGUCACCAGAGCAGAAGAGCUUUUGUCCCAGUGGAAGAAUCUCUAGUCUCCCCAGUAGAGAUAACCACGACAAGCAGGUUUCAGUGCAAACUAAAGAUAUUCUUUUCCUCCUUGGGUAGCCAACUGCUUUCCUAACAGAGACCAGAUCAAUUUGCAGGAGCAAAUGUCCUGAUCACCACAGCUCCAUGAGAGGAAAAAUACUCUCUAGCUGUAGCGUUGAUUCUGAUUAUGCAGCUGCCUAAAGCCAUGGGGCAGUAUCCACCAGUAUUAUUCUACAAACUAAAAUAGUGCUUGCUGAACACUGCCAAACCUUUACAUUGUGCAAGCGAUCGCCCUUUACACUCCCGCAAGUGGUUGCACAACGGCUUUGCACAAGCAAAAUGUUCAACUGGA
This is a messenger RNA of Elgaria multicarinata webbii, 4778 nucleotides long. RefSeq names its product SPARC (osteonectin), cwcv and kazal like domains proteoglycan 2 (gene SPOCK2). The record is from RefSeq and is a predicted model, not a curated record. Gene Ontology annotation, molecular function: extracellular matrix binding; calcium ion binding; collagen binding. Gene Ontology annotation, biological process: anatomical structure development. The transcript is spliced from 10 exons. Bases 190 to 1458 code for a protein of 422 amino acids. NCBI's taxonomy places the organism in Eukaryota, Metazoa, Chordata, Lepidosauria, Squamata, Anguidae.